CAACUUAGUCGACAAUCUGGUGCGAUAGCGGGACAUUUUAUGUCACAUGGCUUAAGCUAUUCACUCAAGACAUUUAUUUAUUCAGUAAUUGAAGGUAAUUAGAUAAUAUGUUUCCAUGAAUCAUGGAUGUGGUACCUCAGACUCCAUACCAGAGACUUGCACUCCUGAGAAAUGAUCCACAGUUGCGUUUGAACAGCUAUUUGAACUGGCCACCUUCUGCCCAUGUGACCCCACAGGAUUUGUGUGAGGAUGGGUUUUACUAUACUGGUCUGGAAGACCGAGUACAGUGUACUCACUGUGGAGGUACACUCAGUCACUGGGAACCUGGAGACAUUGUUGCCAAUGAACACAGCACACAUUUCCCACAGUGUCCAUGGGUAGUUUCCAGACGCAACAACCCUCUGUUUCGAUCCACAACACAGCAGUGUGGUUUUCCCAACAUCAGUGACAGUGGAUUUGCUUUUGGACAUCAAAGGAGUUCUCCUGGUGUCCCUCUCCAGUACCAGGCAUCGUCACAUCCAGGGGAUGUUCCAGGCACCAACCGACCGAAAUACUCAGAAUAUGCAUUAGAAAGUAAUCGACUCACAACUUUUAAAGGCUGGCCUUCUCAGCUCAGUCAGAAACCGGCAGCGCUGGCUAAGGGAGGACUCUUUUACCUUGGGCAGGGUGACCGCUGUAAGUGUUUCUACUGUGGCGGAAUUCUCUAUGACUGGGACAUUGGAGAUGAUAUCUGGACAGAGCAUGCCAAGUGGAUUUCUAAAUCAGACACACAUUGUAAUUUUGAUUUGUAA
This is a messenger RNA of Ylistrum balloti, 791 nucleotides long. RefSeq names its product baculoviral IAP repeat-containing protein 7-like. The coding region runs from base 123 to 791 and encodes 222 amino acids. The record is from RefSeq and is a predicted model, not a curated record. Lineage: Eukaryota; Metazoa; Mollusca; Bivalvia; Pectinida; Pectinidae. Gene Ontology annotation, biological process: negative regulation of apoptotic process; regulation of cell cycle; positive regulation of protein ubiquitination. Gene Ontology annotation, molecular function: ubiquitin protein ligase activity; cysteine-type endopeptidase inhibitor activity involved in apoptotic process. The transcript is spliced from 3 exons. Gene Ontology annotation, cellular component: spindle microtubule; cytoplasm; nucleus.